AUGCUUUCAGAACAUAUCUAUUUAUCAAAAUUUAUUGAGCAAUGUCAAAAAGACAGUGGCAGUAAACUAUCAAUGAAAGAUUUGAUUGUUCGGCCAAUUCAGCGGAUUCCAAGAUAUGAACUUCUGAUUCAGCGACUUGCUGAAAACACCGCAAAGGAUCACCCUGACUAUCUGCUGCUGAUGCAAGCUGAGAAAGUAAUGCAUGACAUGGCUCUAAAGAUUGGAUCAAUAAGCAACAGUGAAGAGGGACAACAUGAAACUCUUAAAAAAUUGGAACUCCUACUUAUCACAGAUUUGGCUGCACCAGAUCGAACAUAUUUACGACAUGAUAUGGUGCAAAUCAUGAGCAAAAAAGACCAAUGUUGUAUAUGGAUGUUUAGUGACCUCAUCAUUAUCAGCAGUACUAAAAGGAAGAGUGGACCUGUCACCAGAAAAGUUUCUAUCAUUUUGCAAUCACCAAGUGGACAGGAUUUUGCAGAGAACAUGAAGCAUAAAAUUUGUUUGCGAGUGGGUCUUGAUGAUAUUGAAGUUUUGAAAGAUCCAAGCUCCCUGUCUCGACGGUCCACAAUUGAAAAGGAACAAAUUGAAGAUGACCUUAAUCUUUUGAACCAGAUCUCAGAAAUCACAACCAGGUUGAAUUGUUCAAAACAGAAUCUUGAAGAAGUGGUCAGAGAUAUUGGUAUGAACCUCAAUAAACAACUUACAGAGCACCAGAAUCGCAUUCAUUCUGCUGAUGCCAAUAAAUUGGAAUUACAGAUAACGACACAAGAAAAAGUUUUCAAUUUGAUUGUCGUCUUUAUAUCAGCAGAGAAAAGAUUAGCAUGGGAAACUUCCUUUUUGGAUGCAAAACACAAACUUUCUUUAUUGUCAGACAAACGGGCACCUGAAUUCCUACAACCACUGCAGAUUACGAAGACAAGAGCUGGCAUGCAGUUUUCUUGUGCCGCUCCAAUUGAUGGCGUUAAUGCAAAUGGUUAUCGAGAAGUGUGGGUAUGUAAUAGUGAUGGAUACGUAGGUCACAUGUGCCUUUUGAGCUUGCAACCUGAACCAAUUGUGACAUUAAACACCCCUGUACCUGGUUGUAAUGCUCGGAUUUUGUGUAUUUGUGCGGUACCUGCUUUUCCUGGCAGCAGACGAAGGAGUAGCGUGAAGAACCGGCGGAACCGCACAACGGAAACUGGGGGUGCAGGCAGCACGGGUACAAGUUGUAGUGAAAGACCGCGUAUCAACAUAGAAUCAGUAGAUACGUGUAUGGAGAGCAUCGGGGAAGAUGCAGGAUCACCUAGCGAUUCCGAAUCGAGUGAUGAUGAUGCAUAUACAAUGCCUCACCAAAUGGAAUCAGAAGAACUGUGUGUGGAAGAUGAAGAAGCACCAAGUAGUCCAACAGAAGCAAAUCAAGAUAACAGUGAUCCGAACACGACAACAACACGAUGGAUGCAUGACACUAUGAAGAGCACUAUGUGGCUCGGAACAGAGGAUGGAUGUAUUCACAUCUUCCUGUGUACAGAUAACAUCAAAACCACAAAAAACAAAUUAAAGAUCCAACAUGGAGCCCCUGUAUAUUGUAUUAUUUAUCUUGACAACAAAGUGUUUGUCUCAUUGGCAAAUGGAGACCUCAUAGUUUAUCGAAGAGAUCUUGAUGGUCAAUGGGACACAGAACACCCCUACACAAGGACCCUAGGAUCUGCCACUUGCCCUAUUAGCAAAAUGCAUGCUGUAGCUGGAAAAUUGUGGUGUGGCUCUCAAAAUAACAUUUGCAUUGUAAAUCCACUCACUCUCAAAAUUGAACAUCAAUUUGUUGUAAACCCUGAUGUCUCUCGCUGUGUCCAAUGUAUAGUGUCAUCUGGCCAAGGAGUGUGGGUUGCACCCCAGCAAAGCUCCAAGGUCAAUCUCUACCAUGCCACGACAUAUGAAUUCCUUCAUGAAAUCAAUAUUACUCCAGCUGUCACACAGAAAUUGCAGUCGGCUGAUGAUAUUAUCCGACAGCACAAGACAGCUUGCCUGCGAGUAACAGCAUUGUUAAUCUGUAAAGACCUACUUUGGGUUGGAACCAGUGCUGGAGUUAUUCUUACUAUUCCUGUGCCCAAAAUCACCUCCACAACAGCACGCAGCACAAUCAACUGCCCUACAGUUACAGGUUUGGUUUAUGGCCAUACGGGGCAUGUACGUUUUCUGACCAGUGUUGAAUUGCCCAACAAUACAACACAGAAAAUGGAUCCAAAUAACAUUAAAGCAAGUGGAAGUCCUCCACCUGAAGGUAACUUGUCUCUGCAAGAGAUCCAACGUCGAUCUUCUAUGGCAACAACUGCUACAAUGGCAACCCGAAUGCUGGUGAUAAGUGGUGGAGAUGGGUAUGAGGAUUUUCGUAAUAAUGUGGCCAAUGAGGCUGCUGGUCGUGAUGACAGCACAAAUCACCUUCUGCUAUGGCAAGUUUGA
Molecule: messenger RNA, 2436 nt
Organism: Acanthosepion pharaonis
Lineage: Eukaryota; Metazoa; Mollusca; Cephalopoda; Sepiida; Sepiidae
Source: the annotation of a GenBank genome assembly